AAAACCGUUAACAUAACCGACGAAUCUUGAGAGAUUAUAUAACUGUAAUUAACAAGAGCCGUCUUACACAUUUCAGUUCACUUAACAUUACUUAAACACUCUCUCUUUAAUUCUUGUUCAAGAAAACCAAGAAAAUGGCAGAGCAAUUUAACCACUGCUACGAUGAUUCAGAAGUAGAAGAAUUCUUUCAGAAGGAAUGUCAGUGUCUCUCUGUUCAAGCCUUUAAUGAUCCAAAUAUUCAUCUUCUCAGACCCAAUUUCGCAUCGUUUUUCGCUCAAUUUUGUGGCUCUUACAUGUACCGUAGUCGGAUAAUUCGUUUCGGAAACAAAUCUCAGUUUGAUGCGUCCAUUCCGUAUAUGGCUAUGAACUACUUGGAUGAAUUCAUUUCGAAACAUGAACUGCCGACUUUAGGAGAUACAGAUGUGGCUUAUCGUAGUCGUGUUCUAGCUGUUGCUUGCCUAUGCAUUGCUUGGAAGAUGAUGACUCGCGGUUUCAAAAACGCAGUUUUAUCGACGAACUUCCCAGAUCUGCGAAUCGAACUGAAAGAUUUGAACCGAGUUGAGAAGAUGGUUCUGAGAACAAUCUAUGCAUUUCGUGUGAAUGCGCUUUGCUUUGUUCAGUAUUUACUGAGUUUAGUAGCAGAACCAGAGAUGAGCUUGACACCAAGUAUCAUUCAACUCAUAAUUCAAUCACAAGCUGAAAUAAAGUUUACGCAGUUCAAGUGUUCAGUCUUAGCAGCAUCGGCUAUUCUAGUCUCUUGCUCAGCUCAAAUUCAUUCAGAAUACAAGGAAAAGUUCACAGGGACCAGAAUCAAUAUGGAUCAAGACAAACUAAACGGUUGUGUGCAAAUGCUGAUUGAGUUUCGGAACAAUAUAUCGGGCCCGAGUGAGAUUGCUCCUCAGAAUACAAGUCCUGAAGGUAAAGAAGAACCAUCGUCUUCUGCAGAAGGAGCUGGAAAGGAGGCUGCGAAGAAGGAAGAAGAAUUAACGCGGAGUUUUGGGUUGAAGUGGCAUACUUAUUAUAAGAAUUUGGACCUGGAAAUGGAGGAAUCUCUAUUACCCUGGGCCUCCGAAGAUGAAGAACCAGAAUUACAAUUUGAUCUUGACGACUUGGAAGACUUGUCCGAAUUUCCUAUAGAUUAGAUACCUUAAUCCGUCGCAUCAUUCCCAACAAUGUGUAAAGAAAAGAUAAACCGGGCAUGAACCUGCAAUUUACACCUACAAUUUUUACCUUA
Molecule: messenger RNA, 1234 nt
Organism: Mercurialis annua (annual mercury)
Lineage: Eukaryota; Viridiplantae; Streptophyta; Magnoliopsida; Malpighiales; Euphorbiaceae
Product: cyclin-D4-2-like
Exons: 6
Coding region: 135-1142 (335 amino acids)
Source: RefSeq, a predicted model, not a curated record